AUGAAGAGCCUCGCAUUCCUCUGCCUUGUGGCUGUCUCCUCGGCGGUCGACGUGUACUACUACCGCAACGAAUGGUGUGGCGGAACUCCUGUCGGUGGCCGCACGUUAGCCUGUGGAAGGAAUCAAGUGCCUCUCUCGCCUUCCAUUGGCGGCUUUGAUCUCCGCUAUACAAAUAGUAUUGUCGUUGAGUUUUAUGAUCGACGGGAUUGCACUGGUGGUCCCUGGUUCACUGAUGAUGGCAAGGGAGGGUGCGUGAAGGAUAAGCAAGCUAGGACAAACUGUCUCAACGUUCGUUGCUAG
This is a messenger RNA of Metarhizium robertsii ARSEF 23, 300 nucleotides long. Its product is annotated as nacht nucleoside triphosphatase. The record is from RefSeq and is a predicted model, not a curated record. NCBI's taxonomy places the organism in Eukaryota, Fungi, Ascomycota, Sordariomycetes, Hypocreales, Clavicipitaceae. The transcript has a single exon. The coding region runs from base 1 to 300 and encodes 99 amino acids.